AUGAAGGAAGUAGAGCGGCGGGACGUGCUCUGUACUCAGAUGAAACCCUUCAUCAUCAGCCACUCAGACAUGAGCCACCUCAGGCCGCCAUCUUUCAUCAGGGCUCUCGAGAAUCCUGAACUUCUCGUGGCAACGCUGUUCUCAUCGGAGGAAGCGCAGCAGCGGCCGUGUACCUCCUGCCACCAGGAGCUGCAGCUGCACUGCCGGCGCUCUUGCCUAAUUGGAGGGGAACAAAAAGACCUCUGUGGCUUCCUCCACGGCGGAAAUCCAGAUAAUCCCGAGCCGGGUCCCCGGCCUUGCGUGCUCUCCCUGCCUGCCUACUUCAGCCCUUACAACGACGGCUCCCUGGGCAACGAUGAGCGAGCCGAUGCCUACGCCCAGCUGGAGCUCCGGACACUGGAGCAGUCCUUGCUGGCCACCUGCGUUGGGAGCAUCUCUGAACUGAGUGAUUUGGUCUCCCGAGCUAUGCAUCACAUGCAAUGCCACCAUCCUCUGUGCCCAGGCACCAGUCCAGCCCGCCAGGCCCGCCAGCCGCAGCAGCCCAUCACUUGGUCUCCUGAUGCCCUCCACACUCUCUACUAUUUCCUGCGCUGCCCACAGAUGGAGUCCAUGGAGAAUCCCAACCUGGACCCACCAAGAAUGACCCUGAACAAUGAACGGCCCUUCAUGCUUCUCCCUCCCCUGAUGGAGUGGAUGCGGGUGGCCAUCACCUACGCGGAACACCGGCGCAGCCUGACCGUGGACAGCGACGACAUCCGGCAGACGGCCAGACUGCUCCUGCCCGGCCUGGACUGUGAGCCCCGCCAGUUAAAGUGGGAGCCAGUCCUGCGUGUCCGGGCUGGAGAGAGGAAGCGGCCUUGCAUCGUGGCCGUGACGGAGCCCCCGGAAAACAGGGGCGUCGGGAUGACCCCACUCAUGUACGCCUGUGCUGCCGGGGACGAGGCGAUGGUGCAGAUGCUGAUCGACGCCGGCGCCAACCUGGACAUCCCAGUCCCGAGCAGUUCUCCCCGAUACCCCUCCGUGCACCCCGACAGCCGCCACUGGACCUCGCUGACGUUCGCCGUGCUGCACGGGCACAUCUCGGUUGUUCAGCUGCUCCUCGACGCCGGCGCCCACGUGGAGGGCUCUGCAGUCAACAGUGAGGAGGAGAGCUAUGCCGAGACGCCCCUGCAGCUGGCCUCUGCAGCAGGGAACUAUGAGCUAGUCAGUUUAUUGCUGAGCCGGGGAGCCGACCCUCUCCUGAGCAUGCUAGAAGCCACCUCCUCGCUCCAUGAAGAUAUGAACUGCUUCAGCCACUCAGCAGCCCAUGGGCACAGAAACGUCCUGAGAAAGCUCCUGACCCAGCCACAGCAGUCCAAGGCUGAUGUCCUGUCCCUGGAGGAGAUCUUGGCUGAGGGUGUGGAGGAGAGCGACACGUCCAGUCAGGGCAGCAGUAGUGAGGGCCAGAUUCGGCUCUGCAGGACCAGGAUGAAGGCAUUGCAGGAGGCCAUGUACUACAGCGCUGAGCACGGCUACGUGGACAUCACGAUGGAGCUGAGGACGCUCGGUGUUCCCUGGAAGCUGCAUGUGUGGAUCGAGUCCCUGAGGACGUCCUUCUCUCAGUCUCGCUACUCCGUGGUCCAGGGGCUGCUGCGGGAUACAUACGGCUCCGAAGGGGGAGCUGUUCCUCACCCAACGGGGACCCUCUUUCAUCCAUGCUCCGCUUUGGCCGAGGAAGACCCUCCUUUAGCCCCAGCCCAAAUGCCCUCCAUCCCUCCUCCUCUGCGGAUUCGAGGUCGGACCCAGGGCCACGGGAUGGUGGUCAGCAAAGUAGCCCAUUUCAGGAUCACAGAGUGGAACCGAGGACACCCUUUGUCUAAGGCUCUGGGUGUCGGGGGACCAGGCAACGUUGGCAGUGAGGAGUGUUCAGGCGUGGACAAAGGCUGCUGGUGGUGGGCUCAGGAACCCAAGCGCCGGCUGGCAGAGCCUCCUGGGCCAAGCGUACUGCUCCUAGCUCAGUCUGGAGCGAACCUGCUUGUCUCGGGAAUGGAGAGCAGAAAGACGCAGGCCCUGCGUUUCUUGGCGGUCCCUAUGAGAUAA
Gracilinanus agilis (Agile Gracile Mouse Opossum) is the source of this 2079-nucleotide messenger RNA. RefSeq names its product ankyrin repeat and BTB domain containing 2 (gene ABTB2). The transcript is spliced from 15 exons. The record is from RefSeq and is a predicted model, not a curated record. Bases 1 to 2079 code for a protein of 692 amino acids. NCBI's taxonomy places the organism in Eukaryota, Metazoa, Chordata, Mammalia, Didelphimorphia, Didelphidae. Gene Ontology annotation, molecular function: protein binding.